AUGCCUGUGGAUAAAUGCACAGACCUUCUGAGGAAUGGUGUGCCGUGCAACUCUAUUGCACCCUUUGAGAUCAACAUCACUACCAAGGGCACAGCAGCUACUGUUGAAUGGCUUGAGAAACUCCAUGCCAUUGGCUACAAGCCAGUUCUGCUACUAGGAAAGGCGAACAAAAAAAAGGAAAUUAAGUGUGAAAUAUUAACGCCUCACUGCACACUCUCCACCUUUGCCCAGGACUACCUACAGAAGAUAGGUUCAUUUUAUGAAUACCUUUGUGAAGGAUGGACCCAGGAUUCCAGUGGCAAUGAGGAUCAGCUGAUAUCUCUGCAGCUCACACCCUGCGAGACGAGCCCCACGGAGGGGCAGGUGGAGCAGGCUGAACCCACGGAGUGGCAGGUGGAGCAGGCUGAACCCACGGGGGGGCAGGUGGAGCAGGCUGAACCCACGGGGGGGCAGGUGGAGCAGGCUGAACCCACGGAGGGGCAGGUGGAGCAGGCUGAACCCACGGGGGGGCAGGUGGAGCAGGCUGAACCCACGGAGGGGCAGGUGGAGCAGGCUGAACCCACGGAGUGGCAGAGCUUGAUGCAGGUUAGGGCUCUUUUCAGCAUCGACAUUGCAAUGUGCGCAUGUGAAAUAGUCACAAUGCAGGAUUCAUGA
Messenger RNA from Cyprinus carpio (common carp), 654 nucleotides. RefSeq lists its product as uncharacterized. The transcript has 4 exons. The record is from RefSeq and is a predicted model, not a curated record. Bases 1 to 654 code for a protein of 217 amino acids. NCBI's taxonomy places the organism in Eukaryota, Metazoa, Chordata, Actinopteri, Cypriniformes, Cyprinidae.